GAGCAGAAGUGCUGAAGAGAGGGAGGGGGUGAGGUCUGGUUGACAGCAGUGGAAGAGCUGCAGACACACUCUUACUGUACACAGAGGAAAUGGGUCCUCAGCUACACUUCUGCAGCACCUACUCAGAGGAGUUCAGUUACCCAGCUCGGGUCAAACCCACCCGGCCCAGGCCGUCCUCUGCAUGUCGCAGGAACAAUCCUCACCCACGGCCGGACUUCCUGAUGCCAAGAACGCUGCAGACAGGAUAUGGCUCAAGGAAACACUUUCAGUUGGCGGCUCCUUCAACCUCUUUUCUACCUCCGGUCAGACACAUAUCUAUCCAGUAUCCAGACGAGCAGACAGGACAUCAACAGACGAUGCAGAGCUCAUCGCAAGGAGACUCCAAACCACCUGAGGUCUCCUCUGCAGUUUGUACACUGCCACCUGCUGCCUGGCUUCUCAAACCACAACAAACUAACUUUGCUCAUGCAACAAUCACAAACACACAAGGGAAAUAUUCAGACACAGAUCGUAUCAGAUCAGCUUGGAACCAACAGAUGGACAUCAUGCCAUCUUUAAAACCCUUCAAACACCAGGUUACACAUCAUUACAGAAGAUCACGCUCAAAGUCCACUGCUGAUUGCAGUGAAGGACACAGCUGUUUCCAUGUGGUGAAGCCAUAUAAAGUUGGACACUACAUCAUCCACCCAGAGUUUGUUUCCGAAGCAAAGCACUACUAAAAGCCUGCGUUUGUGCAUUUUUUUCCCUCUCUCUUCGUUAAAUGUCAGUUUGAUAAUGUUAUUUUACAGGGUAUUAUUGAGGUACAUUACGUGUUUGGAGAUCCUGGCUGCAUGGUAAAUAUGCUUGGGUGCUUUCAACAUUCAAAUGACUGUAAAAUGUAGGCUAUUUUUGGAUGUUGUGCAU
Messenger RNA from Pimephales promelas (fathead minnow), 903 nucleotides. RefSeq lists its product as uncharacterized. The record is from RefSeq and is a predicted model, not a curated record. NCBI's taxonomy places the organism in Eukaryota, Metazoa, Chordata, Actinopteri, Cypriniformes, Leuciscidae.